This is a messenger RNA of Monopterus albus (swamp eel), 552 nucleotides long. RefSeq names its product claudin-10-like. Gene Ontology annotation, cellular component: membrane; bicellular tight junction. NCBI's taxonomy places the organism in Eukaryota, Metazoa, Chordata, Actinopteri, Synbranchiformes, Synbranchidae. Gene Ontology annotation, molecular function: structural molecule activity. The record is from RefSeq and is a predicted model, not a curated record. Bases 1 to 552 code for a protein of 183 amino acids. The transcript has 4 exons.
AUGAGGAGACGUCUGAUACAAAUAUCUGGCUUUGUCUCUUCAACACUGGGAUGGGUAUUAGUGUUGUGCACCGUAGCCAUGGACAGCUGGAAGACGACCCGGAUUGGAAACCAAGGAGGCUCCGCCAUGAUGACGGUGUUGUGGUAUUGGUCCAACCUGUGGAAGGACUGUGUGACUGACGCCACAUCUGUCUCCAACUGUAUAGAUUUCCCAGCGCUUUGGAAUGUCACCUAUAUCAUCAAUGGUGUGCGAGGAUUGCUAUUAACUGGGUUAACGCUUGGAUUACUUGGUGCAAUUCUCUGCCUUGUUGGGAUGGAGUGCACUUAUAUUGGUGGAACUGAUAAAGCCAAGAACAAACUGCUUCUUGCUGGAGCAGUGUUUCAUUUUGUUGGUGGUGUGGCAGAUAUAUCUGCGUACGCCUUAUACAUCAGCAGGGUCAAUGGAACAGUCUUUGCUCUCAGUGCAGGUCCAGGAGUCUUACGGAACUACAAGAUGGACGAGACCAAGAUGAACUUCUUGUUUAACAGCACCUCAACUUCUCAGCACACCUGA